UAUGUGUGUAACCUCUUGGCUAAAUUGUUUCCGAACUUUUCUAAGUUCCCACCUUUUGACAUAUUGACUUUGCGUCCGGACGGAAACUACACCCAUUCUGGCAGCAAUGAUAAACUAUAUGAUUGGCUCUCCAAAAAACUGAACUUCACAAUUUCUUAUUUCAUAAUUCCCAACGAGAUUACCCAAGCUAAAUACAGAAAUUUGAGUGACAAUGCUGUCGUAAUCCAUCUAAUCGCGGAUCAAAUUGUAGAUGCAUCCGCCAUUGGUUUCAUCGCAACUCCCGAAAGAAAAUCAGUGAUGGACUUGGCUUACUUCAUUUGGACGGAACCACAGGCCAUGGUAGUUCCUCGACCAGGGGAAGAGCCUCGACUUUUUGCCUUUAUUCGACCUUUUCAACCAUUGGUGUGGCUGCUGAUCUUAAUUUCCAGCAUCUCUAUAGUUUCAUCGAUGAGUCUGCUUUCCAAAGUGUAUUCGAAACUAUUUGUAAAGAAUGUAAACGAUGUUAUAGCCAAGAAGAACACGACCGCACUGAAAUGGGCAAGUCAGUAUUCCAUAUACGUUCUCAACACUUUGACAAAUCAAGGUAACAUCAGUUAUUUAUUUCAAUUUUAAUCAUUCCAAAACGGUCUCUUUGGGUUCAUUAUGGUGACACUAAGCUGCUUAAUUAUAGGAGGUAGUGUUGUUGUUGUUCAACUCUCAUUUCGGGUUCUCGUUGGGGCGUGGUUAUUGAUCGUCACAGUUUUAGUCAACAGUUAUUCCGGCACUGUUAUUUCGUAUCUUACCGUUCCCAAGAUGAAACCGCCCAUCAACACGUUCGAAGAUUUAGCCGCUAGUAAAGAAGUUGAACUGAUUUUACUAGCGGAAACGGUCAUCGAACAGCAGAUACGAGAUGCCAAAACGGGUGUUAUGAAGAUUCUAGGCGACCAAGUCCGCAACAAUCCGGAUCGAAUUUUAAACAGCGUACCAAAAGUUAACAGUCGAAUUGCAACUGGACGUUAUGCCUUUCCAUUUCUUCAAACAUUUUCCAACAAUUACAUCGCUAGCGACUUUGAGAAAACGGGAAAAUGUCGAUUCAAAACCACGGAUCCACUCACGAUGGCCAGAUUUUGGUCGUUGCCUUUGCAAAAGAACAGUAAAUUUACGCCGAUGCUGAACCAUGCACUGAUGGAAGUUUGGGAGACGGGAUUGCCUUCAUACUGGGUGAAAAAUGCUAUGCCACAAGCGCAAAAGUGUUUUGCUCAAUCAAAGCCUCUGACAUCGUCCCGUCAAACUCCUAUUCGAUUAAACGACCUGGAAGGCGCCUUCCUGAUUUUAGGCAUCGGCUUCGGUCUAGCAACGUUUAUCUUUUUGGUAGAGAAGAUCUUUCAGUUUAUGUAGCGAGAAGCCGAAGGAUUGUGAAGAAUUGUCAAAUUCAAGAAACGC
This is a messenger RNA of Daphnia pulex (common water flea), 1422 nucleotides long. RefSeq names its product glutamate receptor ionotropic, delta-1-like. Gene Ontology annotation, molecular function: ligand-gated monoatomic ion channel activity. The record is from RefSeq and is a predicted model, not a curated record. NCBI's taxonomy places the organism in Eukaryota, Metazoa, Arthropoda, Branchiopoda, Diplostraca, Daphniidae. Gene Ontology annotation, cellular component: membrane. Bases 643 to 1377 code for a protein of 244 amino acids. The transcript has 7 exons.